Molecule: messenger RNA, 1317 nt
Organism: Symbiodinium necroappetens
Lineage: Eukaryota; Dinophyceae; Suessiales; Symbiodiniaceae
Source: the annotation of a GenBank genome assembly
AUGCGCGCCUUUCAACGCCUAACCGCUUUGCUUGUCUCGACACAUUCUCAUCAAACCCGUAGCCUCUUGUGUUGGGGUCGUGUCAGAAAGCUGCUUCAGAUCCUUGCGAUGGCAUGGUUGCGAGUCGUGAAUGCCAUUGCUCUCGCGGGCUGGACGUGGCUGUUGCUGCAUUCCGUGCUGCCCACAUGCAGUGGUCUUGUGGCUCGCGAUGAACUUGCUGGCCAAGGACUCCGAGCCCGGCGGGCACUGUCGCUAUUUGGGGCACUUCAGACAUACUGCUACGCGGAGGUUGCGAUCAUCGCAUACCGCAGACACUGUGUUGUGCGAAGCAUGAAGGGAGUCGAACAGACAGUGCUCGGGCUUGGGAUUUGUGUUUUCCGCACCACAAUCGCCGUCUUUGCGAUUCCAAAGCUGGACAACGCGGCACUGAACCAGGUUCUUCUGGGUGGCUGGGCGCUUGCAGAUGUUCUUCGGUACAUCGCCCUCUUGAGCAAACGGCCUUCUCUUCAGCUUCUUCGGCGCAUUGCCUCCGCCAUACUCUUCCUGGUCGUGGCCACUGCAGAGGUCUGGGCCAGCUGGCUGACAUUCGACAGCCUGACCUUGGGAGUCAGACGGUGGAUGGUGGUGCAGAUGUGCGUGACUACGAUGGGACUACCUGUCGGAGCCUACCUCUUCUUGAAGUCUGCACGGCCGGAGCAGCAGAGCGCACCCGCCGGGUGUCUCAUUUGCGCUGUACUGCGCAGGUACCUCUGGCCAAGCCCGGGAGGUUGCCUGGGACGCGGGUGCGUGCCUCUUGGAUGUCAGGGAGGCCUUCAAGCGCGACUUCCAAGGGGAGAAGGUGGCGGUGCUGGCGCCGCCCCACGGCCAUGUCCCGAUCUACAGGCCCAGGCUCCCUGGCGCCUUGUGUCGAGGCUCCAAGGCCGAGCUGCCCGCGCUGCCCCGCCCGGAGCGCUCCCUGUGGCCGCAUCUCGAGGAGCUUGUCAGGAUGACGGAGGUGCCCAUCGGCCUGCCUGGGACCUUGCGAGCGAGGAGCUUGAGCCCGGGGAGAGACCAGGCGGCCCAGGCCGAGGCGGAGGCCACUGUGAAGGACGAGGAGCGCUCCCAGCAGCAGAAGCUCCCCAGCUUCGAUGCAGAGGCCGCUCUGAGGGCCCUGCGCGAGGAGCGCCUGGAGAGGGAGCGCAGGUGCCGCUUCUUGGAUUUCCCCCGUGGCCGGCCACUGGGUCUGGGGGACUGCGAGGGCACCGCGUCCUCCAGCGAGGACGGUCGCGACUUGCGCAGCGCGCAAGCCGCGCAAGCCGCGCAAGCACGUCGAGAUGA